Benincasa hispida (wax gourd) is the source of this 1460-nucleotide messenger RNA. NCBI's taxonomy places the organism in Eukaryota, Viridiplantae, Streptophyta, Magnoliopsida, Cucurbitales, Cucurbitaceae. The record is from RefSeq and is a predicted model, not a curated record.
UGCUUACCCCAAAUGUUAUGAAGCCACGCAAUUUCUGCCCCAUACCGUCUUUCUCUCUCCUCUUGUUUUCUCUCUCCUCUGUUUCUCCAACUAUUUAAACUCUUCUUCUCUGUUCUUAUUCUUCUACCUCUUCUUCGUUUGCCCUAAUUUUUCAGUUCUUCAAAUGAGCAGUGUUUGUACUGAGCAACACAAAUUUCAAUUUCCAUUUCAGUUUCAGUUUCCAUCUUCUUCUUCUUCGUGUUCUUCAUCUUUUCUCAAGGACAUUAACGUUCCGCCGAGGAAGCUUCUUGCUGCGGUGAGACGAGAAAACGGUGAAAUGUGUUCUGAUUCGCCGCGGUUUUCGUUUGCUGUUGAAUCUCUUUUGCAGAAAUUUUUGCCGUUUAAUGGUGAGGAUGAAGUGGAGGAGGAUGGAGAUCCGUAUUCGUCAGAUCAUUUUAGGAUGUAUGAGUUUAAGGUGAGGCGGUGUACUCGUAGUCGGAGUCAUGAUUGGACGGAUUGUCCGUUUGCUCAUCCUGGAGAGAAGGCACGGCGGCGAGAUCCUCGUCGUUUUCAUUACUCUGGUACCAUGUGUCCGGAGUUCCGUCGCGGCGGUUGUGGUCGUGGUGAUGGAUGUGAGUUCGCUCAUGGAGUUUUUGAAUGUUGGCUUCAUCCGGCGAGGUAUCGGACUGAGGCUUGUAAAGAUGGAAAGAAUUGUAAGAGGAAGGUUUGUUUCUUUGCUCAUUCACCUCGUGAGCUUCGUCUUUUGCCUCCUGUGAGUAAUUUUCAAGGCGGCGGCUCUUGUUCUUCGCCGAAUAAGAGAAAUUCUACUCUUAGGUCGGCUUCUGCCGGUUCUAAUCACUGCUGUUUGCUUUGUCAUUGUGGUGGAGCCGCCGCCGCCACUUCCUCACCGACUUCGACGCUUUUUGGAAUGUCUCAUCUGUCACCACCGCUCUCUCCGCCGGUCUCGCCCGGAAAACCUCGGUCAUCGAUGAAUGGAUUUUCGCCGAUUUCGAGGUACAAUAAUCCUGAUCAGUCUAAGUUUAAUGGAGUUUUGAGCUAUAAAGAUGCACUGACUGAGCUGAUGAGCUCAAUUGAAUCCAUGAAUAUCGAUGACGCUAAUGCUACUUUAGCCGCCGCCGCCGCCGCCGCUUCUCCAAGACAGACGAUUCCUUGGAUCGAUGUUUCGUCUCUGAACAAUGAGGAUCAACUACAGUUUGUUCUCUCACCUUCUACUCCAAAUGUCUCCACCGCAUCGAUGAACUUCCCCGUCGAGAACAAAGGUAACAACAAUGGAUGGACCUCCGCCUCCGAUCCGGAUCUCGGAUGGGUUAAUGAUCUGCUGAUGUAAACUAAAGAAGAAGAAGAAAUAACACUUUUUGAGAGGGAACUGUAAAUAUUACACCAUCCGUAUAUAUAGCAGUUAUUAUAUAUAUGGGUGAGGUGUGAAAAAAAAUAGUCAUUAAUAAUCAUUGUGAAUUAUU